CUCCUAAACUGUGACAAGGUGGUGCGGAUGCAGCAACCCAAGUCUGGCGAGGUGAGCGAGUGGUAAUAUUAUACGCUUAGUGCAUGAUCAAGACAUCAAGCUACCGGGAGGUAGCGUAGACUGGAGGAAUGUUUGUAAAAUCAAAGACAAGAAAUCAAAAAGAGGUUGAGAUGGAGCGACAAUGUACGCCAUGUUCAACUCGAUGGGACCGGUCCCAGCACCUAGUUGAGGCGACUUCUGUCGUGAGGCACUUGGUAUACAUCAAAAAGGAAGACACCGUAGCAGACAUCCUAAUACAACAUCCUAGCAGUUUCAUUGCCAGUCUAUGUUCAAAUAGGUAAAUCGACCAGUCGUCUGUCUCUUGGUUUGUCUGCUGCUAAUGAAUCACCGGACC
Messenger RNA from Sodiomyces alkalinus F11, 394 nucleotides. RefSeq lists its product as hypothetical. Lineage: Eukaryota; Fungi; Ascomycota; Sordariomycetes; Glomerellales; Plectosphaerellaceae. The record is from RefSeq and is a predicted model, not a curated record. Bases 129 to 341 code for a protein of 70 amino acids. The transcript has a single exon.